AUGACCUUCAGCUCAUAUGAGAUAGUCACCCCCAAGUUGCAGGAGGCAAGUUUGAAUUUUGUGGUUUCUGAGGUGACUGAUGAAGCCAAUGUGCAGACUUUGCCACAGGUGGAGCAGGAGGACCCUGAUGAGAUGGGCAAUUCCUCACCCCCACGUGAGGAAAGUCCCUCACCCCCUCGUGAGGACAGUUCCUCACCCCCUCGUGAGGACAAUCCUACACUUCCACGUGAGGAUGGUCCCUUACCCCCUCGUGAGGAAGUCCACAACAACCCCUCACCCCCUCAUGAGGACAAUCCUACACCUCCAUGUGAGGACGGUCCCUCACCCCCUCGUGAGGAUGGUCCCUCACCCCCUCGUGAGGAAUGUCCCUCACCCCCUCGUGAGGAUGGUCCCUCACCCCCUCGUGAGGACGGUCCCUCACACCCACGUGAGGACGGUCCCUCACCCCCUCGUGAGGACAACCCCACACCCCCUCGUGAGGACAGUUCCUCUCCGGCUUGUGAGGAAUGUCCCACACCCCCACGUGAGGACGGUCCCUCACCCCCUCGUGAGGACAGUUCCUCACCCCCUCGUGAGGACGGUUCCUCACCCCCUCGUGAGGAAAGUCCCUCACCCCCUCGUGAGGAAUGUCCCUCACCCCCUCGUGAGGAAAGUCCCUCACCCCCUCGUGAGGACGGUUCCUCACCCCCUCGUGAGGAAAGUCCCUCACCCCCUCGUGAGGACGGUUCCUCACCCCCUCGUGAGGACGGUCCCUCACCCCCUCAUGAGGACGGUUCCUCACCCCCUCGUGAGGACAACCCCACACCCCCUCGUGAGGACAGUCCCUCACCCCCUCGUGAGGACGGUCCCUCACCCCCACGUGAGGACGGUCCCUCACACCCUCAUGAGGAAUGUCCCUCACUCCCACGUGAGGACGGUUCCUCACCCCCUCGUGAGGACGGUCCCUCACCCCCUCGUGAGGACGGUCCCUCACCCCCUCGUGAGGACGGUCCCUCACCCCCUCGUGAGGACGGUCCCUCACCCCCUCGAGAGGACGGUCGCUCACCCCCUCGUGAAGACAACCCCACACCCCCUCGUGAGGACGGUUCCUCACCCCCACGUGAGGAAAGUCCCUCACCCCCUCGUGAGGACAGUUCCUCUCCCCCUCGUGAGGACGGUUCCUCACCCCCACGUGAGGAAAGUCCCUCACCCCCUCGUGAGGACGGUCCCUCACCCCCUCGUGAGGACGGUUCCUCACCCCCUUGUGAGGAAAGUCCCUUACCCCCUUGUGAGGACAGUUCCUCACCCCCUCGUGAGGACGGUUCCUCUCCCCCUCGUGAGGACGGUUCCUCACCCCCACGUGAGGAAAGUCCCUCACCCCCUCGUGAGGACAGUUCCUCUCCCCCUCGUGAGGACAGUUCCUCACCCCCUCGUGAGGACAAUCCUACACUUCCACGUGAGGAUGGUCCCUUACCCCCUCGUGAGGAAGUCCACAACAACCCCUCACCCCCUCAUGAGGACAAUCCUACACCUCCAUGUGAGGACGGUCCCUCACCCCCUCGUGAGGAUGGUCCCUCACCCCCUCGUGAGGAAUGUCCCUCACCCCCUCGUGAGGAAUGUCCCUCACCCCCUCGUGAGGAUGGUCCCUCACCCCCUCGUGAGGACGGUCCCUCACACCCACGUGAGGACGGUCCCUCACCCCCUCGUGAGGACAACCCCACACCCCCUCGUGAGGACAGUUCCUCUCCGGCUUGUGAGGAAUGUCCCUCACCCCCACGUGAGGACGGUCCCUCACCCCCUCGUGAGGACGGUUCCUCACCCCCUCGUGAGGACGGUUCCUCACCCCCUCAUGAGGAAAGUCCCUCACCCCCUCGUGAGGAAUGUCCCUCACCCCCUCGUGAGGAAAGUCCCUCACCCCCUCGUGAGGACGGUUCCUCACCCCCUCGUGAGGAAAGUCCCUCACCCCCUCGUGAGGACUGUUCCUCACCCCCACGUGAGGAAAGUCCCUCACCCCCUCGUGAGGACAGUUCCUCACCCCCUCGUGAGGACAAUCCUACACCUCCAUGUGAGGACGGUCCCUCACCCCCUCGUGAGGAAUGUCCCUCACCCCCUCGUGAGGACGGUCCCUCACCCCCACGUGAGGACGGUCACUCACCCCCACGUGAGGACAACCCCACACCCCCUCGUGAGGACAGUUCCUCUCCGGCUUGUGAGGAAUGUCCCACACCCCCUCGUGAGGACGGUCCCUCACCCCCUCGUGAGGACGGUCACUCACCCCCACGUGAGGACGGUCCCUCACCCCCAUGUGAGGAUGGUCCCUCACACCCACGUGAGGACAACCCCACACCCCCUCAUGAGGACGGUCCCUCACCCCCUCGUGAGGACAGUUCCUCACCCCCUCGUGAGGAAGUCCACAACAACCCCACACCCCCUCGUGAGGACAGUUCCUCACCCCCUCGUGAGGAGAACCCCACACCCCCUCGUCAGGACAUCCCCACAAUCCCACUUGAGGACGGAUUUGGUGCUAUUGACAAGGCCAGCGGUUAUUGUUCAUCCCUAAUUGGUCUUGAGAAAGUGAUGCACCUGGCUUUGGAUGAUGCCCUCAAGGAGCUAGAUGGUUUAGCUGUGAAUUGUGUCAUCGAGCCAUUCAUAACAGCCAUCCAGGCUGACUGGCUAAUAGGCCAAAAGCAAGGACACUGGUGGAAUGAUGAAGUGCAGAGAAAAGCAGCAAAUAGGAUUCAAUUUGAAGAAAUAUAUGAUAAAGCACUUGGUUAA
This is a messenger RNA of Hypanus sabinus (Atlantic stingray), 2754 nucleotides long. RefSeq names its product basic proline-rich protein-like. The transcript has 5 exons. The record is from RefSeq and is a predicted model, not a curated record. NCBI's taxonomy places the organism in Eukaryota, Metazoa, Chordata, Chondrichthyes, Myliobatiformes, Dasyatidae. Bases 1 to 2754 code for a protein of 917 amino acids.